Messenger RNA from Hippopotamus amphibius kiboko, 885 nucleotides. RefSeq lists its product as uncharacterized. The record is from RefSeq and is a predicted model, not a curated record. The transcript has 3 exons. NCBI's taxonomy places the organism in Eukaryota, Metazoa, Chordata, Mammalia, Artiodactyla, Hippopotamidae. The coding region runs from base 1 to 735 and encodes 244 amino acids.
AUGGGUGCGGGCGUUUUCCCACCCUCGUACAGAGUGAACGUGGAGAGCGCGCGGGCCGCGGCGGGGCGGGCGGGGCUGCGCUCCACGGCGGGAGCCACCGGGCUGCGGGCGGGAGCGAGGCGCAGGCGUGCUCCCGGGCCACGGCCCCCACGUGGCUGUGCCGGCGGCCCCCGAGGGCUUCCCCGCCUCUGGCCGGGAAGAGAGGCUGCUACGCCGCCGCAGGGCCUUGGGCGGGUCCGAGGCGCCGCUUGGCGCGGGGGGCGGGCUGCCCUCCACCAGGGCGCAAAAGCGAAAGGCACCUCCUUCGAGCCGGAAUCGAACCAGCGACCUAAGGAUGUCCACACAGCGUCGAGCCUACAGUCCUCCGCUCUACCAGCUGAGCUAUCGAAGGGUGCGCGCCUCCAGGCCCGGGCCCUUCCUUUUUCUGGAAAUGCCGGAGCGCGGCACCGCGACGCCGGAGGUGACACAGGCCCUGGGCUGCUUGGAAGCCCUUUGAAGAGAGCGGUGGUCCGGCGUGGCUGCGGCCGAGCCUUGGCGCUGGCCGGCAUCCGGGCGACGACUUUCAAGAUGCCUGGGCCCCGCGCUCACCUGUGUCCGCCUUUCCCCUCCCCACGCCCCUUUCGACAGCAUUUAUUUAAAAGGGCUUACAGCUGUGAAUACGGUUCUCUUACAACCCCAAAGUGUCUCUCUCAAGGACGGGGAGCCACUCCUUUGACACGUGAUCCGGAAGGAUAGGGCCGCGGUCUCCCAGUUUCUGCGCGUCGAGCCAUCCGAACUCCACUUACGGCCCGCUGACAAACACAGACCUGCGUCUGUACUGACCUACCCUUUGCAGGUUUCCACUUCGGACUCUACUGAGGCCCCUGCCUCUCCUUCUCCCUUUAA